AUGCGUGUCUCCUUUGUCGGGAAGAGCAGUACGCUUGAGUCAGCAGACGAUGGGGCGUUUUGGAGUUUUGAGGGGCCCAAGGUCAAAAACGACAAAAAGCUUGUGUCACUCAUGAAGUGGAGUCCAGCAGGAGAGAUGAUCGACCAUGCUGGGACUCGAACCCAGAACCUUUACCAGCUGGAUAUUUAA
This is a messenger RNA of Podospora bellae-mahoneyi, 189 nucleotides long. RefSeq lists its product as uncharacterized. Bases 1 to 189 code for a protein of 62 amino acids. The transcript is spliced from 2 exons. The record is from RefSeq and is a predicted model, not a curated record. NCBI's taxonomy places the organism in Eukaryota, Fungi, Ascomycota, Sordariomycetes, Sordariales, Podosporaceae.